GAUCGUGCCGUUGAUUAAUUACGUCGUAAGUUCUCGCAAUAAUCGGGUUAAUUGUAUAUGACGUGCGAAAGUGGGUGAAGCGGCCAGAGUGAGACCGCGAUCCCAUGUGACGAUGUGACAUUACCAUCGUGACAUCAAUCUCGGUGACAGAUCGUCGAAUUGAACGGAAGGUGUCGGUCGGGAUCAUCGGGUGGACCAUGAACCAUGGAUACGUUGCAGGUCGAAGACGGCGCGACUUCGGAAGAGAGACGUAAGGAAGAACGCGCAUAAGCCAUGGGUAGCGGAGGGGUUGGUGAGGUACCGACGAUAUUUCAUCCCCGAAGAUCACGUACGUCGAAUAUAACUCUCGCCGAUGAUCAACAGACUCAUGGUCUUUUCAUCACUCCUAUCCAGGUUGCACUUCACGCCUCAGGAUGCGAGCAGCAACAGGGUUGCACCGUCGCCGAUGGACGCGAAUCUGCGUCCAGCUGUCGCACCUUGGAGACCACCGGAAGUGCCGUAGGAAGCGGCGAUAGCGGGACCGGGGGUGUGCAGGUUCAAUCGACAGCUCAAACUCGGUCGUCGAUUCACGUGACCCCGACUACGACCCCGGUCGUUCAACGGACGAGCUCGGCAUGUUUCGCCUCCUGCUGUGCCGAGAGCGCGAAGAAGAUAUAUUUCGGGGUGUGCGUGACGAUAUGUGUGACGGCGAGUUGGGUCGGGGCAACUCAUUGCAUCAAAUAUUUGUACUUUCACUACAAGUACGACAAAGUCUCUCAGACGUCCGUCACCGCGAAUUCCUCCACGGACGAUUUGCAUCAUCAGCAGAUCACCUUCGCUUAUGACGCACCCUUCUUCACGACGUGGUUCUGCACCAACUGGGAAGUCCUCUAUUUCCCGAUGUACUUCAUCUGUCGGGCUGCCAGAACCAAGUGCGUUACCCCUUCCGAGAUAAUCGCCGAGAGCCUUCGCGGCUUUCGCGAUAAGGGCUUCACCGGCGGCCGCUUCUUACUCAGAUGCAGUCUCUUCUGCUGCCUGUGGGUCAUCACGAAUUACUUGUAUAUACUCUCGUUGCGAAUACUGUUAGCCACCGACGUAAUGGCAUUGUUCGCGACCAACGUUUCGUGCGUCUACCUGCUCUCGUGGGUCAUUCUUCACGAACAGUUUGUGGGUGUAAGGAUAGUCGCGGUGAUCUUGUGCAACACCGGCAUCGCGCUCUUAGCUUACAUGGACGGCAUAACCGGAAGUCCGACGCUCGGAGGUGUCGUUUUAGCUACAGCAGCGGCAGCUGGCUCUGCCGUUUAUAAAGUUCUCUUUAAGAAAGUAAUAGGAGAAACUACGUUCGGUCAAAUGUCUCUAUUUUUCUCCCUUAUCGGUUUAUGCAACGCCGCUUUGUUAUGGCCGAUUUGUCUGGCUCUGUACUUUUCCGGGGUGGAAACCAUGCAUUGGGCAAGACUACCCUGGGCAGCGUUACUCUCCGCCAGCAUCCUUCAUUUAGUUGCGAAUAUGCUCGGCAAUUUCAGCAUCGCCCUCACUUACGACCUGUUCAUUACUCUUGGAUUAAUCACAGCUGUACCUGUGUCCGCUGCACUGGACGUUAUUUUCUACGGGGCGUACUUUAUGGGUAUGAAAUUGGCAGGCAUGAUCUUCAUAGCGGUCGGUUUCUUCCUCGUGAUGUUCCCGGAUAAUUGGCCCGAUUACAUAACGAGGCUCCUUCGAAACGUAGUCCUCAUGAGUCACAGUACAAGUACCAGCCCGGGGGGCAGCCAGCGGCAGAGCGGCAGGACUUUCCUUAGGGGUCGCGCGGCUUCUCUUCAGCAACGUCAGCAACGUCUGAGGAGUUACGGCGUGAUCGCUGCUCAUGGAGACGGCCAGACGCUGCUGCCGAUCAGUAACAACAACAACAAUAACAACACCGGUAGCGGUAGCAGUCAACGUCACGUUAACAACUCCCAACAGUACAGCUCGAUCUCCGAAAUCCAAUCACGCCGUGUCCCUCCUUCCACCUCGACCUCUACAACCACCACCACCACCGUCGUCAGCAACAGCUACUUACACGAUCCUCAUAAUCAGCAACACCAAGGUGGAGCAGGAGACACAGGCACGGCAUGUCAGAUGGAUCGUCGCGCGACGUGAUCGAUUAUCGAACCGGUUAUAUAAAAUCACACCUACGUUCGCCGUCAGGCAGAGUUCGGUGACUAAACACGUCGAGAACGGAAGCAAUAAUUACGGGAUUAUGGCAGCGAUAUAUAGAUUCCUUUGGCAGUGGCUCAAUGGCCAAAGUUAUCAUUCAAAUAUAAGCGAAUAUUCGCUUAGCGAAUAACUUUAUUAGUAUCUCUUCUGUACUUUUUUAGGGUCUCCUUAAUGGUCCACUAACAAUACGCCGUUUCAUCAACGUCAGUCAUUUUCGAUGGUAGUUUAAUCGACUCCUUAGCUCUUUUUGAUUUUGUUAUAGCUCUAAAAAGCGAGAAAUAAUCAAAUCAAUUAAACUAGGAUUAAGCGAGAAACAAAUGCGGAUAGAAAAUCUAUUGUAAAACAAGUACUUUCUUAUAUCGAGUAUAUAUACUUCUUUAAGGGAUCUUCCUAGUUUGACGCUCUGAAAAUAAAGGCGAUUUUUGGGAAUUUUUUUAAAUAAAAGUAUAAAACAUAUUAAUUCUAAACUUUGCACGUUUAUUAAAUAACAUUUCAAAUAUAUCCUGAAUUUGUUCAAACAAAAAUAUUUGUUUGUUUUGGAGUUAUAGUAGUCCACCCAGGAUGUCUAAAAAAAUGGCGAACAUGAUUCCAGCCGUUAUAAUCAUCAGAAAUAAAAAAUCAAGAAGAUUCUUAAUCUGUAUGUGUGAUUAUCGUGUGAUUAUAUUGGAAUCAUGUUCGCCACGAAUAAUUUUUUUUUUAAGACACCUUGGUUGGACUACUAUAACUUCGAAACAAACAAAUAUUUUUAUUUGAAAAAAAUUCGGAAUAUACUUGGAAUGU
Molecule: messenger RNA, 2952 nt
Organism: Formica exsecta
Lineage: Eukaryota; Metazoa; Arthropoda; Insecta; Hymenoptera; Formicidae
Product: putative thiamine transporter SLC35F3
Exons: 12
Coding region: 274-2115 (613 amino acids)
Source: RefSeq, a predicted model, not a curated record